AUGGAUCGUGUCGCCUCCACUUCGCGCAUCCCUGGGCCGGCUAGCGGCUCGGAGCGAAGCAGCGGAACGAGUGGGGCCGGAAGUAAUAUAAUGGCUGGUACGGGUGGAACGAAUGGAGCAUAUGGUAGUGCAGAUGCCAGUAGUGCUAGCGGAAAGCUUAGCCUUAAAAUUAGCACUGCUGCCGCUGAGGGUCUGAGCAGCGGAGCUGCGCUCAGCUCGAAGUCAGCAGCUGCUUCCGGUAAGAACGCCCCUCGAUUUAAGUACAAGCGCACACCGUCACCCCGCGCCUUGCGGGACGGCUCCCCCCGAAGCCGCCGCCCCGCUUCCCCCCGACGCGCGUCCCCCAAGGGCCCUCCGCGCACCCUAGGCGCCGCGGAAAAAUGGGCGGCGGCCCUGGCGCAAGAGCGCAUCCAAAGGUCCCUCCCGCCUGCGGAUGAUUCUGGGUUUCUUUCAGAGCCUGAAGGGGGGGGAAUGCGCGCAGCUUUACGUGCACGGGCGCAUGGGGGAAGCGCUGGCGUUGCAGGCGCUGCCGCAAUCCGCGCAAUGACGGCGCAGCGGUUUGCGACAGAAGCUGCGCAGUUGCGCGGAUUAGAGCAGGCGUUGGCGCGAGCGGGCUCCUCUGCAGCGGCCGUUAGCGGGAAUGGCGGAAAAGCGUCGGCUACUUGGGGUGAACAAAAGGCUGCGGGUUCAAGUGUCACGACUGCAGCGAAAGGCAGCAAUCUGAUAACGCAGCUGCUCCAUUCAAGCACACUCGCUUCUAUCACUGCAACAGGUAUGGGAGGGGCAGGUUUGUCGAAUCAAACGACCCAGCUUUCCAAGCCUACAACAGCUGCAGUCUACCACCUCCGCGCGCACCCCGCGGGAGCGCCUGCGCUACAGCUCUCCCCGCUCUUCCUUGCCUACCUCGAAGCUUCCAAAAAGCUUCACGGAUACAGCAUGUUCGAGCUCUCGUGUCAGCUAUCGUCCGUCCACCUCUGGCCGCAACCGGCGGCGCAAUACAAGGGGGUCGCAAUGCGCCUGCUGCACGCCGGGGGGGCUCCGCAGCAACGCUCCGCCGCACGGCCGGCGGGGGGGAAAGGCGCGGACUGGGAGGCGCUGCAGCGCAGUCCGCUUCUGCAGUUCUACGUGUUUUGCCGCCAGAUGCUCCUCGAUCUCCUCGCCUCUUCCGCCGCUGCGCUCGACGUUUGCCCCCUUGCGCGCGCUGAGGCGGCUGACCUGGCUGCUGGGCCAAAUGCAUAUCCGAAUGCGAAUGCGGGUGCGAAGGCGGCGUUUUCGGGCAUCGCGCUGUCGUUCGCGCGCAAGCUGUCGGACCUGCGCUGCCUCCAAGCCGCCAUGGGCUUCUGUUCUCGCUGCCGAAAAGUUUCCGGUCCUCGCGGUGAUGCUGCGUGCGUUUGCGUAUCUGACGGCGGGAAUCACAGCGUGUCUGCUCCGCAACUCGCGGAGAAGUGGCUGGCGCUCUGCCGUGGACGAGAGGAGACGGAAAGUCAGGCGGAGAUAACGGCGGAUGGGGGAGAAAAGGUUAACGGCACAGGCACGAAAAGCGCGGGAAGGGCUGCUAUUGGCUCGUGGGAGAGCGAGGGCACGGAGAUGUUGGAGGUGGUGGCUCGAGUGAUCACAGCCGUCCGAUCUCAGGAAAUCAUCGGCAAGUUCAAAGAGCGCAUGGCGGAGAUCGACGGGGCGGAGAGUGCAGGCGGAGGGGAAACGGGGAGUGCUCGCUCAGCAGAGGCGCAGGCGGUGAAAGAAGCGGAAGAGCGCGUGGCGGGAGCGCUGGAGCGCGCAUGGGUGGGGGGCUGGGAGGAGAGCGAGGGGGGUCAGGGGGAUGGCGGCGGCGGAAGCGGAAACCUGGUGCCCGUCAUCGUGCCGUGCCGCGCCCAUACUGCCUCUUCCACUUCCUCCGCCCCUUCCACCCCUUCCGCUUCUUCCACCUCCUCCGCGUCGUCCGCCGCAUCGCUGCAGCUGCAGCUCGUAAUGCUGCCCUUCGUGCUGCCCCUCUCGAAGCGCGAGCAGCGCCAACCGCAGCAGCAGCUCUCCCACACGAACAUCCGCGCUCAGCCAACCAAAGGCGGCCACGUGUUCCCGUCGCAGCCGCGUGACGUGGCGCGCUGGCUCGUGCACAUGGCGUGCGUCGACGCCUCGUUGCGCCACAUGGCAGCUGCUGACGUGGACCGCGUCCUCUGGGCGCUAGAGCGGGGCCUGGUCCUCGUAACAGACUCGGCCGCCAAUCGCUCAGGCACAGCAACUGGCUCGGCAGGGAGGCUCGGAGAGCGAGAGAGGCUGUUGAGGAUGCAGCAGCAGGUAACGGCUCUUGUAACUCUGGUGCUGGAGCCGCAAAUCCCGGCGGUCAUGGCGCCUGCUGCUGCGGGUGGUGGCGCUCGGAAGGCGCUAGAAGCGGCAAGUCCUGAAAGUCGCAGCGCUGGGGGCAUUGCUUCAACUGCUCAGGCUGCCGCUGCUGUUGUCGACAAUAGCAGCCCCGUCCCUGCCCCCGCCGCUUCUGCUGACGCCGCUGCGCCUGCUGCUUCCUCUGCUGGUCCUCCUGCCGCCGCCACUGGCGCUUGUCGCGACUCUGACGCUGCUGCCGCCACCGCCGGUGCGGUGGUGCUUGUGCCGACCGAAUGUGACUAUAGCGACGGUCCUGAAGCAACGGAUAAGAAGGAGGAGGAGGCGAGCGACGGCGCGCAGUUUGGCAUGCCGGUAGAACUGCUGCCGUCCAAUCUCGCAGCCUUCGCUGCCAUCGGCCUGCCGGCCGCCUCUCUUGCUGCCGCCGCGUUUGGUGAUAUCGGCCUUCCCCCCGACUCCGCUGCUGCGAGUGAGGAGGCGGAGAGUGAGGAGUGGCAUGAUGCGGAGGAAGGAGGGGAGCAGGCGGAAGAAGGGACGGGGGAGCAGGUGGGGAUCAAGGUGGGAGCAGCGGAGGGGAAAGUGCAGGGGGAGAAUGAGGAAGAGGUGAAGGUGGAGAGCAAGAGUGGUAGCGAUGAGGUGCGGUCCACCGUGUGUCUUCCAGAAGAGCGGGGGGCUGCAGAAGAGGAGGAGCGAGCAGAGGGAAGCGCGGCGGCGAGAGCGGAGGAGAGUGAGAAGGUGAGAGACGAGGCAGUCAAGCCAGACGAAGUGAAGGAGAGAAAGGAGAGAGAGGAGGGAGAUGAGGCCGUCAAGGAGGAGGAGGUUGAGGGGGAGAAACGGGAGGGAGAGAAGAGGAUUGAAGAAGGAGGGGGCGCGCAAGAAGAGGUGCUGCUGGCGCAACUGGCGGCGCUGAUGCCGGCGGAAGGUACGUGCGACCGACGCAGCGGGGAGACAGGCGAAGGGGGAGGCAGGGGCGGAGAUGUGGCUGGCUCGAAUGCAGGUGACGGAAAGACUAUGGCAGCGCAGAUAGAGGCGGAAGUUCCGGAGGAGAAGCGGGGAGGAACGAAGGGGGAGGGCGGAGCGGGGGAGAAUGGGGAGGGGGAGGGGGAGGGGGAGGGGGAGGGGGAGGGGGAGGGGGAGGGGGAGGGGGAGGGGGGGGGGGGGGGGGGGGGGGGGGUGAAGAAGCUGCAGGUUUGCGGUGGUGAGGCGGAAUCAGAGAGUGGUGAGGGGGGAGGCUCUCUGCCUGCGCUGCUCGCUUGCGCCUCCCCGCCCAUGUCUCCGCGCGCACGGCCCGCCGGCCAGUCGUUCUCCGCCACGUCGUCACCCGCCUUCCGCGCGCAGCUGCCGUCAGCAGCGCUGGAGUGGCGCGGAAAGGCCGCCGCAUCUUCCGCGUAUGCUUCCCCCAAGGCUGCGCCAGCAUCUCUCUCCGCGCUCGCUUCCCCCCAGGCUGCGCCAGCUGCGUUCACGUCGCCAGCACUGCGCGCAGCUGCCGCCGCCAGAGCUGCCGCCGCCGCCGCCACUGCCGCCGUCGCCCGCAGCAAGGAUGGGCGCGCGGGGAGCGCGGGGGGCGGGGAGAGCAACACUCACAUGCCGUCCUCAUCGUCAGCGGCGCACUCGCCGCUGCUGUCGCGCAUGCAGCAGCGCGUGAAAGGGGAGGGAGCCGCGCAGGGCUCCCCGGAUGCCGCCAGGAUGCGCGCCGCGGAAUUUCCGCCGCCGCUAGACCUCAGCUGGUCGCAUGACGUCACCACUCCUGCUGCUGCUACUGGUGCUGCUGCUGGUGGUGCAAUGAAGUCGGGGGAUGCGGGGUUGAGAACGAGUGGCGGGUGGCAGCGGAAGGGGGAAUCAACGGCGGCGAAGGCGGCGGUGGUGCGCGCGGAGGCGGCUGCGGCGGCGGUGACGGCGCUGGUGGCGCGGAUUGCGCAGGAGCAGGAGCUCAUGCGGCGAUCCAUAGAGAAAGAGGAGGAGCGGGCGAGGGAGAGGGAGGAGGAGCGGGAGAGGGAGGAAGAGCGGGAGAGGGAUAGGGAGAAGGAGGAAGGGAGGGUGGAGAGAAGGAAGGAGAGGGAGGAGAAGGCAAGGGCGAAUGUGAAAGCGAGAGAGGGUGGGAAGGAGAGUGGGAGAGGGAGGGGGAGAGAGGGCGCAGGGGGAAGGGUGUUGGGGAAGAAGGCGGGGGCAGGGGGACAUGGGGCGGGGAAUGGCGGGACUGCUGCGUCGUUUGACUUCUCCCUGGUGUUUGGGGGAAGGGAUGGCGGGCGGGGGAAGGGGGAGAAGGCGGAGAAGCGCGAAGGGGAGGCGGAAGCGAAAGGGGAGAGAGAGAAAGGGCAAGUGUCGCGGUCUGUUGACUGGGGAGAGAUUGGGAGGAUUGAGAGAGGAGAGGUGGUUGUGGGGAGUGAAGGGAGUGAGGGUGUAGAGUGGGAGGAGGCUGGGGAGGGAAGCGAGAGCAUUGGAGUGCUGGUUUUCGAGGAGGGAAGGGCAGAGGAGGAGGUAGAGGCGAAAAGGAAGGAGCAGGAGGAUAGGGAGGAGAGAGAGGCGAGGGAGGAGAGAGAGGUAAGGGAGAAGGAAGCGAGGGAGAGAGAGGAGAGGGAGAAGGAAGCGAGGGAGAGAGAGGAGAGGGAGAAGGAAGCGAGACUUGCAGCAGUGGCAGCGGCUGCAAGAGCAGCUGCAGAGGCGGCAGGAAAGGCAGCCGUUGCAGUCAGCACCGGAGGUGGUGUUGCAGAGCUGGUGGAAGGAUGGGUGGAGGGGGAGGAGGAGGAGGAGGAGGAGGAUGAAGAGAGUGUGACCUCACCUCUCGCACCACCAGCCAACCCACCAGCAGCAGCAGCAACAGCAGCAGCAGCAGCAGCAGCAGCAGCAGCAGCAGCAGCAGCAGCAGCAGCAGCAGCAGCAGCAGCAGCAGCAGCAGCAGCAGCAGCAGCAGGGCCAGGAGGAACCCAUAAGAUGCCAGCGCCUGUUCAGGACGAGGAAGUUCUCCCACUGCGGUCCCGCCGCAGCUCCAAGCCCUCCUCUCACCUCACCGCACAGGCAGGCGCCACUCCUCGCCACCCCCGCUCCGCUGCUCCCUCUGCCAAAGCGUCCCCCACGCAGAGCAGCAAGGGGUCGCCUGCUGCUGCCCCCUCCGUUUCCUCUUCCAGACUAUCCUACUCCACCCCGCCGUCUCCCGCACCGUUUGGCCUCGUCCCCCCAUCCCCCACCCACUCCCUCGUGUCCUCCACGUUCGCUCGAAUCCCCGCGUCUCCUGGGCGGGAUCUGUUUGGGGGAUCAGCUUUCAGCAAGGAGCGAAAGGUGGAUCAUGGCGCAGAGGGCGUGGGGAAGCUUUCAAAGCAUGCUGCUCCGAGUGGGCGGCGGGAAAUCGUGAUUCGGAGGUGCUUGAGAAGUGACUCUGUUGUCAAGAGGGUGUCAAACCUGGAUGCAAGACUUGAUGGAAGAUUGGCGCUGUAUAAAACAGAUGUGGCUAAGGAUCCUCCUCCUCCUCCUCCUCCUCCUGCUGCUGCUGCUGCUGCUGCUGCUGCUGCUGCUGCUGCUGCUGCUGCUGCUGCUGCUGCUGCUGCUGCUGCUGCUGCUGCUGCUGCUGCUGCUGCUGCUGCUGCUGCUGCUGCUGCUGCUGCUGCUGCUGCUGUUGCUGCUGCUGCUGCUGCCACAGCUGUUGCACCAAUCCGACCUCCUCCACCUUCUCAGUCUCUUCAGUAUGCAGAGGAGGGCAGUGCUGCUCCCUGCGAUUCAUGUCCCAUUAUCGCAGGGUCCACACCAGCACAGGCUUGGUCACAGGCUUGGGGAGAGGCACUGAAAGUAGACAGUAGUUCAUCAAUGACAGAAAAGGGACGCUUCUGCCCACUCACAAGCGUAUCAGCGGUGGUGGCUGUUACUGGCUGUGAGGGUGAGGCGCUCCCAGUGGGUGCCUUGUGCUCCGAAUCGAAUCGAAUCGAAUCGGAUGUCACCGCCGACAGAGGAGCAUCCAUGGCUGAAAAUUGCGGCUUUCUCCCAUUCACGGGCGUGUGA
This is a messenger RNA of Closterium sp. Yama58-4, 6327 nucleotides long. NCBI's taxonomy places the organism in Eukaryota, Viridiplantae, Streptophyta, Zygnematophyceae, Desmidiales, Closteriaceae. The record is from the annotation of a GenBank genome assembly.